This is a messenger RNA of Phascolarctos cinereus (koala), 5723 nucleotides long. NCBI's taxonomy places the organism in Eukaryota, Metazoa, Chordata, Mammalia, Diprotodontia, Phascolarctidae. The record is from RefSeq and is a predicted model, not a curated record.
UCGUUCUCCUCCCAUUCUGCUCCUUCCUCCUCCCACAGUAGCUGCUGCUUCCCAGGCGCUCGGAGAUGGGCAGCGAGAGCGCGCGUAGCAGCAGCACCAGCUCCGGGGCCGCCGCCGCUGAUCUUCUCUUCCUUCGGGGCUGGACCGCGCGCCUUCCUCAGCACGCCGCCGCCACGCAGCCCUCGGUCUCCGGGUCAAUGGCGCUAUCCCCCUAGGAUGGAUUACUCUGUGCUUGGGAAGGGGAUCUUCAGAGAUCAACAAUGAACUUUUCAUGUGUGUGAUCCACGUGAGUGCAAAUUCCUUUGAAGGUAGAGCAAAGGACCUCUCUGGAAAUCCAUUAAGGAAGAGAAAUCAUGGCAAUGACAUCAAUGAAUUUGACUCUUGGUGCAUGUGAAUAUCUUGGAGAAGGUGACUGCUCAAUGCAAUAAAGAGUGAAGGAAGCAAAAGUUGUCUCUGGAUGAGGUAAUUUCAAGAUUUUUUUCAUUGCUGAUUGUGCCCAGGCUUCCAGAUUGUGUCAUUUUGGAUUUCAUCUUGAGGUCUUUUGCUUUUUCAUAAUGUUAUUCCAUUCCGUUCUGCAGCUUCUGAUGGAUGUAAAACGGAUUAUGAUGUAAGAGUUCAAGGAUUGGAUAAAAAAUUGGCAUCAUAUAAAAACCAGCCCUCUAUUUCUGCCCACUUAUAAUAAUCCAUGAUAUGUUCUUCAAAUUAAAAAAUUAUGACAUCGACAUCCAAAGGAAUUUUACGCCCAUUUUUAAUCACCUGCAUUAUCCUGGGUUGUUUCAUGGCAUGCCUGCUCAUUUACAUCAAACCCACCAACAGCUGGAUCCUUGGCCCCAUAGAGACAACCAGCUCUGUUCUGAAAAUGAAAAAUUUCUUUUCCAGCAAAACUGAUGAUUUGAAUGAAACCAUCAUAUUGAUUUGGGUAUGGCCUUUUGGGCAGACAUUUGACCUUUCAUCCUGUCAAGCAAUGUUUAACAUCCACGGGUGUCGUCUUACCACCGAUCGAGCCCUUUACAACAAAUCCCAUGCUGUUCUGAUUCACCAUCGAGACAUCAGUUGGGAUCUCACUAAUUUACCCCAGCAAGCUAGGCCGCCAUUCCAGAAAUGGAUUUGGAUGAACUUGGAAUCGCCUACCCACACACCCCAGAAGAGCGGCAUUGAACACCUCUUCAAUCUAACUCUGACUUAUCGCCGUGACUCAGAUAUACAAGUGCCUUACGGCUUCAUGACAGUAAGCACAAACUCCUUUUUGUUUGAAGUGCCAAGCAAGAAGAAACUGGUGUGCUGGGUUGUCAGUAACUGGAAUCCUGAGCAUGCAAGAGUCAAGUAUUACAGCGAGUUGAGUAAAAGCAUUGAAAUUCAUACCUAUGGACAAGCAUUUGGAGAAUAUGUGAAUGAUAAAAGUUUGAUUCCCACCAUAUCUACUUGUAAAUUUUAUCUUUCCUUUGAAAACUCAAUCCACAAAGAUUAUAUCACUGAAAAACUCUACAAUGCUUUUCUGGCUGGUACAGUACCUGUUGUGCUAGGUCCAUCUAGGGAAAACUAUGAGAAUUUUAUCCCGGGGGACUCCUUUAUUCAUGUGGAAGAUUACAGUUCUGCCAGUGAGCUAGCCAAAUAUCUUAAGGAGCUAGACAAAAACGAUAAGUUAUACCUCAGUUACUUUAACUGGAGGAAGAGCUUCACAGUGAAUCUCCCACGGUUCUGGGAAACACAUGCAUGCUCUGCUUGUGAUCAUGUGAAGAGACACCAAGAGUACAAGUCUGUUGGCAAUCUAGAAAAAUGGUUUUGGAAUUAACAUUUGCCAUCUCUUGCACACUUAGUAGAAGAUUCUGAUGGAAUCUAUUUCAAGCUGUGAUAAUAAAAAGAGAGACAUCAGUCUGUGUUCUGUGCCACAGCUGACUCAACCAUCCUCUCUUGGGUACCUUAUUUAUAUUUUGUCAGAGUUCUAAGAGAUCAACAUCAGCAGUCUUCAGCGCUCGAUUUUAAAUUAUACUGUAUAUAGCUAAUUAUCUGCACUGAAACAUAAUUUAUUGUUUACUAUCAUUUUUAAUCAAUGUUGGGUUUUUUUUCUUCCACAUUUGGGUUAGGUUGUUGGAAAUGUAAAUUUGUUAUUUGAUUGUUGUGGUUCUACAUUGAUCAGCUGUGUAAUCUAUUUGGAAAAGGAAGGCCCAGAUUAUGGUAUCAUGGAGGAUUUCCAUUUAAUUCUUUCCCCGGUAGUUUAAAUUUCCCACAGUGUAACAAGGAAGCAGUGUGUCAUAAUUGAAUUAAAAUUAAUCUUCUUGUAUUCCCAAGUUUAACAAAGGGCAUAGUUGCCUUUCUUUUCAUCUUAUCUGCAUACUAUGUUUAUGAAGGCAGAGUUAUUAAUGUAUUAAAAAGGGAAAAAGAACAAACUCUAACAGAGUAUUAGUGUGUUAUCCAGAAAGCCAACUGACUUACCAUUUAUUUCAUUAUGAUAACUUGCAACUGUAUAUUUUUACUCUCACGAUCUUCAGAUAAAAUUUUGGAGUACUAUUCACUCACAUUCUUGUGGUCCAGGAAAUAGCAUUUUAAUAACUUUUAAAUGUGAUACCAGACUGUUUCCACCUUGAUGAAAUAAUUACAACAAAAAAGAUGACUUUCCCCCCAGCAGGAAAAGAAAGGUGUAUAGAGGAUGUGCCAAUAAUAAUAACAACUGUAAAUGUUAUCUUAAUGUAAAAAAGUUUUACAUAUAAACCAAUAUAUUUUUUCUAUAAUAGCAUAUGUGAAUAACAUCUGAAUAAAUUUAAAGAUAUGCGUCAAUAUAGGUAAAUUAUGUGAAUGGGCAUUAUCUUUAUUGUGAAUAGGCCUAAGUAUCUGAGCAAAAUUCUUCCAUUUUUCAUUCAAGUAUUCCUUCUGUAUGUCAUAUUGUGGCCAUAGUUCCUAAGUGCUUUACAGAACUACAGAGAUGCCUGAGAAACAGGAGUCAAAUGUGAUCACUUGGCAUGGUUACAUCAUCUUUGAGGUUAUAAGUAAGAAGAGAGAAAGAGACAGAAGAAAAUGAGAGAGGAUGAACUGCAGAGAAGGAACCAAAGAAAUGUGUUACUGGAAGGCUCUGCAAUGCUUUCAUUCCAUCAGAGCUGUCCAGAAAUAGAAAUGGGACUGCAUCUGGAGGUUCUGAGUUCUCUAUCACUAGAGGUCUUCAAGUAAAAGCUGGAUGAUUUCUGGUCAGGGAUGUUGACUCUACUCAGGUACAGAUGAGGCUAGAUGACUUGGGGUCCUUUCCAGCCCAUGGGUUAUAAUUCACAUAUUUGUAUGUACUAUUGAAUGGAUUUUAAAUGAACAGUUUUGAUCUUAAUAAGAAAAUAGUAUAUUUCUCCAUUCUAAAUAGCUAACUAUAGAAAUUAAAAGGUUGUUAUGAUUCUGGCGGGGGUGGGGGGAGGCUUUUUUUUUAAAUUAUCUCGACUGUUUUUUUUAUCUUCUAACUGCUUUAUAUGGGAUAAUGGUGACUAUCUAGAUACCUGAGUUAAGAAAAUUUCACGGUAAUUUAUUUCAGGAUUUCGAAAUACAUAAGCUUGGAUAUUUGUUCUUAGGGUUUUCAUUAUUUGUCAUGUCAGAAAAAAUUAAAAUAUAAAGAGGAAGGAUUGCUGAGGUAUGUUUCAAAAAGGCCUAACUUAGGCUAAAUUAGACUUUCUUUGAGAGCUUAAAAACUAGACAUAAUAUCCUUAAAUCUAAUCUCUGCUGACUGAUAAUGUCCUUAUAAAUAUAGAGUGGAGUGGGGCGCUCUGGAGAUCAAGAGAGUUAGAUUCUAGUUAUCUCUGUUCCUGUCUGAUUUGGGCCAAGUUAAUCUCUAAGGCUGUGUUUAUGAUGGUGAAAUAACCAGGACCAAAACCCUUUGUUCACAUUGGCUCAUCUUUCCAGCUGAAUCACAUAGCCACAGCCUAGAAGCACCAGCUUUCCUGUUCCUAGUAUAACAAAAAUGGACCAAUAUUUCUGUUCUGUCUUGGAAUUGUUGACUUUUAUAAAUGGAAAAGACCUUAGAGAUCAUCUUUUAUGUUAUAAUCUUUGGAUAAUUUUAAGAUAAUAAUAAAAUUGUCUCUUAUUUUAAAGAAGAGAAUACUGAGUCUCAGGGAAGUUGUGAUUUGCCUACAAUCAUACAGCCAGAAAUGGCAGAGUCAAGCUAGAACCCAGAUUUCCCAAAUCCUGGUCCACUGUUCCUUCUGGUAAACCAUGCUGCCUUGAUUGUGCAGCUGUGCCUCAGUUUCUACAGAUGAAGAAAAUAUUUUAUUGAUACUAGUAGGCCCUACUCAAAUGAAAUCCUCUAUGUAGACACACUUUGACUUUUCAGAAGAAAAGUACUAAAUCUAAAAAUGUGUUCGUUGUCUUUCUGGAUAAGGUACUUUAGGAAAUAUUGUUUGUUUGUUAACAUGUGCUACCAAUACAUACAAAGGGAAAUACAAAUACAAAGGAAGGCAUUCAUGCUCAAAUAACUGAAUAAUGCCUGUUUGAAAUUCCUGUAAUAUUACACCUACUUGUGAAGGGUAUGUUGAUUCUUUGGCGUUGAUUGAUGUUAAUUUUUAAAUGACACUCUAAAAGCUAUAGAUGCUUUGUGAAUAUAAUGAUUUUUUAGACUACAGAAUUUUAGUGUUCUUGUUCCAAAAUGUUACGAAAGUUGCAUCUCUGGUGUUGUGAGGUUUCUUUGAAUCAUAUUUACUCUAAGGUCAUAAAACAAUGUUAGGAUGCCUUCAAUUUUCUAAAACCAGCAGCAGCACUAUAAUAUAAAAAGAACCCAUAAUAGGCAUAACUUUGACAGGCUUAAAUCUAAGCUGCCAAAAAUAAAAUCAGAAGAGAAGACCAAUGUAGAUCUAAAACACUGAUCUUUACUAUAAAAGUACCAAUGCCAAAACAGAAUAUUAGAUAACAUCAUCAGAGCCUUAGAAGGCCCAUGGCACUUUAUAGGCUAGCUCAAGUGGAGGGGCAUAUAGGUAUUACUGGUUAAGGCAUUUAUUUCUUUGACUUUCAGCCUCCCCAGUCCUCACUCUGCACCUCAGGUCAUUGCAAAAGCUUUGUGAGGAGAUCAGAAAAUUAUGUUAGGUAGGAAUAACUAUUUGACUGCCAUUUUUCAAACUACCUACCAAGAUAUUAAGGAGAGGUACUGAGAAGAGAACUAAGAAUUGGUUUAUGGUUCAGAAAUUAUGUUUUGUCCCUUUUCUAAUGAGACAGUCUCAGUUUAGAGCCCGUCUCUGAGAUCCACUGAACUUUCACAAUGAAAUUUCAUCAAGAUGUAAAAUGCUUAACAUUUUAUAUGACUUUAAAUAAUAAAAUAACCUACAACAUUUGUGUCAGGAAGGAUAUAGAAUGGGUUUUCAUUUCUUCAGGGGAUUUUUAAAAUGAAAUGUCACAGUUCUGAUCUACAUGUAUUAAAUGUAAGUAAUGUUUCACAUUUUAUUUAGUAAGUUACAUUUCCGUUUGGCCAAUCAAUGUCAUGGGAGGGUAAGAUCAACUCUUGCUUGUAAAUAGUUCAUGUUUUGCCAAAACACUUCAGAAUGACUGACUAAAACACUAUUUAUUUUGCCUACUUGUGGGCGUUGAAUGAUUAUUUUAAGUUUCUCUGAUAUGUGAUUAGAGUAUAACAAUAGACACUCCCAUAUCAUACAAGAUGUUGCUGUUUAGUAUUUUCAGUCGCAUCCAAUGCUUUUGUGACCUCCAUUGGAGUUUUCUUGGCAGAUACUGGGAUGUUUUGCCAGUUCCUUCUCUAGCUCAUUUUACAG